AUGACCGAAGACUUCAAAUGCGAUGGCUCUACCUACACGUGUCGCUCUCUCGUCGGUUACUCUAGCAAGAACGCCACAACGUUAGGCCAUAUCCAGGUCCUCUUCUCCGUCAAGAAGCUUUGUUCGAUCCUCGAAGCCAACAGCCUCCCACACUCCACCUCACCCGGUAAGCUCGUGAACGAGAACCAGGUCGUACGCAUCCCAGUCCCUUGCUAUUGCUCCAACGGAACCGGCGUCUCAAACCGGGUUCCCAUUUACACCGUAAAAGAAGGUGACUCGCUCUUCUCCAUCGCAUCUGAUAUUUUCGGAGAUCUUGUUCACAAAAAGAUCAGAGAGGUGAAUAGCAUCCCAAGCACAAGGGGAAUUAACAUCGGUCAAAAGUUAUGGAUCCCUUUGCCUUGUAGCUGUGAUAAACUGGCCGGUCAAGAUGUUGUCCACUAUGCACACGUGGUCAAACAGGGAAGCUCCCUUGCUGAGGUCGCAGCUAAGUUUGGAACGGACGUGGCGACAUUGGCUCGGCUCAAUGGGAUCUCCGUGGAUGAGGCGCUCAACGUUGACCACCCUAUGGACGUCCCACUCAGAGCCCAUGUUAUCUACAAACCCUGCACUAUAUCCUUUAAAUGCAAUCAGACAUAUCUCAACUAUCCCUUUUGGACACCUGGCAGAGAAGAGUGCGGUCACCCGGAUUUCAAAGUCAACUGUACCGGAGAAUUCGCAGAGUUUAACAUUUCCUCUGUUAAGUUCCAAGUCCUUGAGAUGAACUAUGUUAAUAUAACCAUAAGACCUGCCAGGACGAGGGAUUAUAUCAACGAUCUAUAUUACAAUCUUUGUCCCCAAUACCCUGAGAGCAUAUUAAUCAACCAAGAUGUCCUUCCAUUUUCUGAAGACACUGUGAUGUCAAGUUUUUAUUACAACUGCUCUGAUCCUAAGGUAGAUGUUCCUCCCAGUGGCUACAUUAGAAAGAUUGACUGCGACACUGAUACUGUUGGGAAAACUUACUUUUCCUUGUUACCUUCACAUUCUGAGGAUAGAGCUAUCUUAGAUGUGUUAAGUUCAUCGUGUACAAGAAAUGUCAGUAUUCCAAUCUCUCAAUCUGCCUUGAGGAUAGACGAGAGAAAUCAGAGUCUAGCGGAUAUAAAGCAAGCUCUUAUUACGGGUUUCAAGGUUAGAUUUACCAGUGACUGUUCACAGUGUGUAGAAUCAGGGGGUGCUUGUGGACAUAAUCCAAACUCGAGAGCAUUCUUCUGCCACUAUAGAAAUGGGGCUCAUGAGGAUACUUGCGGUUCUGAACAAAAGAUUGUUCAUGCAUUGCUCUCCCGUACUGGAAAAAUAGGCAUCGCGUUCUUUUGUGGAUUCUUGGGGUUCAUUGCAGUAGCAGUAAUAUUAGGCCUUCGGAAGAAAAAAACUUCACAUCGUCCGAUAUACCAGAACCUAAAGGCGCUACAGCUGAAACAAUACAGUUAUGCAGAAGUGAAAAUAGUUACAAAAUCAUUUUCACACACAGUUGGGAAAGGAGGAUUUGGAACUGUGUAUAAAGGGAAGUUACAAGAUGGUCGUAAAGUUGCUGUAAAGGUCUUAAAGGAUUUUAAGAGUAGUGGUGAAGAUUUCAUCAACGAAGUCGCAAGUAUGAGCCAAACAUCUCAUGUCAACAUUGUUUCUUUGCUUGGUUUCUGCUAUGAAGGGUCCAAAAGAGCAAUUGUGUAUGAGUUUCUAAAGAAUGGUUCUCUGGAUCAGUUCCUCUCUAAAAAGAAGCCACUGGGUCUUGAUGUGACUACACUAUAUGAAAUCGCUCUAGGCGUUGCUCGGGGACUCGAGUACUUGCACCAUGGCUGCAAAACAAGGAUUGUACAUUUUGAUAUUAAACCUCAAAAUGUACUGUUAGAUGACAAGCUCUGCCCUAAAGUCUCAGACUUUGGGCUUGCUAAGCUAUGCGAGAAAAGGGAAAGCAUCUUGUCAUUGCUAGACACAAGAGGAACUAUAGGUUACAUUGCACCUGAGGUGUUCUCAAGAUUGUAUGGCAGAGUCUCCCACAAGUCAGAUGUUUAUAGCUACGGAAUGUUGGUCCUUGAGAUGAUUGGAGCAAGGAACAAAGAAAUAUUUGAAAACACAGCUUCCGACGCUAGUACGGCUUACUUUCCAGAUUGGAUAUAUAAGGAUCUUGAAAAUGGAGAGCACACGUGGAAAUUUGGUGAUCAAAUAACUAAAGAGGAAGAAGAGAUUGGAAAGAAGAUGAUCUUGGUGGGUCUUUGGUGUAUUCAGCCAUGUCCAUCGAACCGUCCACAAAUGAAUAGAGUUGUCGAGAUGAUGGAAGGAAGCUUGGAUGCUCUUGAAGUCCCUCCUAAGCCUUCUAUGCAAAUUUCUACAACGGCUCUUUCAGAAUCUUCUUGUCUUUCGGAAGUGAAGUCUAACAACUCUGAGGAAUUGAUUUGA
Molecule: messenger RNA, 2430 nt
Organism: Microthlaspi erraticum
Lineage: Eukaryota; Viridiplantae; Streptophyta; Magnoliopsida; Brassicales; Brassicaceae
Source: the annotation of a GenBank genome assembly